AAAUUACAGAUUUAAGCAAAGGCAACUGGGAUGAUACUUAAGGACAGUAGAGCUAUUCUUUUCAAAAGGAUGAAUUCAAGUUUUUGAAAGUAGCCUUCAUUGUGCUCAAAGAUAAAUUGGAAAAACCAGAUUUAAAACGACGCGGAUACUAAUCAAAACAGUCGGUCUGUCGGCAUUGGUUGAUACAAUCUUUUGAGUAAAAAUGCAGUUGCGAACUCAAAAAUUGCCUGUGGAAGACGAGGACAUUCGGGACUUGUUUGACCCUUUUAGCUACAACAGAACUGAACAUAGUAUGGUUGAACCACUCUUUGUCCCUAAAGUUGAAGCCUGUUUUUCAUUUUCCAUGAAACAGGAUGAAAAUUUUAAAGGAAAGGAAAUUUGUCCGGACGAAGAUGCAGGUAUAGACGAAGGUACAACUCAAAUGGUGACGGAUAAUUAUAUACUUGCAUCUGACGAGUGCACCGACAAUCCUGAAAGCAGUUUAGACAACAAAGAUGAGGUUAUUUUUAAUUUAAUUUUCUGGCACAAACCGUACAAAAUCCUGAUUAUACGAGAAAUUGAAAAGAAAGAAGACGCAUUCAAACAAGUGGAAAUCAGAAGAAAAGAUACAGGAUGGAAAGGAAACACCAGUCAGGAAACAAAACCGCAUCAUGCGAAGUCUGACGUGCCCAGCACCAUUAAUUAUGCUCUUGCAGUUGUUUUACUGUUGACGAAUGGAAGGCCCCUUGUAGUGAAACCAUCCAAAAAGGCGUUUCUUCUCAUCGUUUCGAUAUUGUUCGCACUAAGACCAGUGGCUGCAACUCCAGUCCAACAAAACCACGAAACGCCUGGCUUAUAUGAAUAUAAACUGCUACAUACAUCAACCUGUAACUACGCAGACUUUAUUAGAUCCGGAACAUGCAAACGGAAUGAAGCAAUGAUGGAUAUUUACAUUCGUUACUGCGGGUUUGCCGAUAUUUGUGAUUCCGGAUUCAAGCCUAUUUGUGUAUACACUGCUGAUGGUGAAAUGCUUCAUAUUUGCUCACCAAAGAGCCUAGUGUGCCCAAAAGGGGAUUGGAGAAGGGUCUCCCGUAAAGCUACAGAUUCCAGUGUAGUUAUAGUGCAGGAAGAAAAAUGUCCGAAGGGAAGAUAUCAGCCAUACGAAUCGGACUGUUAUGAAGCAUGCACAGCCAGACAUGAUGACAUCAAAGACUUGCCCGUACAAUAUGCGAUAUAUUCCAAGGGAGACAAUGUAUCUCCGCCAAUGAUAUAUUGUGAUUUCAAAAGGGGAUUUUACAGCCUGGAUGGCAAGUUUCUUCAGAAGUAUGACGAAGAAAUCAGAUACCAACCCCUAGAAUGUACAACUGUCACUGAUCAGAACCCAUGUUCUAGAGGACUGUACCCUAUUCCGAAUGGGACAUGUCUUUUUCCAUGUGAAAAAGGUUUUGAGCGUGACGUCCAUGAUGACUUUAAAUGUAAAGAAAUAAAAUGGGCAGAAACUGAUUCCAGUAAAGAGGAGUUGAAUCCGAAAGACAAUGAUUCCAGUCAGAAAGCAGAGGAAGUAACCGAGAUAAGCGAACUUAACAGAACUUCACAGCUGAUGAAUGAAACCAAAACGGAGGACAAUCGAGCUUCGAAUGAUUCGCACGUCACUAUAGUAAUAGUCUUUGUAUUCGCUGCUUUACUACUUGCCAUCGUUGGACUGGCCUUUGUACUUCUAGAACACUAAAACAGCAUACUCAUCAUUUAUUGUACCCGGUACAGAAGGAGAGUCUUUCAUUUCCUUAAGAAGUCCAUAGUUUAAAGCAUUCCACUUCGGCUACUUUCAAGAUCAUAAUGAACAAUGACAAACUGCUGGCAUUAAUACGUGUUGUUACAGACAAUUUUUACAGACAAUAAAAGUAUUUUUAUAUGAUAAAAACUACUAUCAUGACAAGUUCGUUCAGACUUUAUCCACUGUCAAACGGUCCAUUAAAUUAUGAAAUCUACAUUACUGAAUUUGGGUAAGAUAGUAUCAAAUCAGUUUAAUUUUUAAACAUAUGUUUUUUGAGCGUUUAGAACAAGAUCAAUAUAUUACAGCAUUUAUGAUUUUAAUUUUAAGUUGAGAUGGCUUUUUAAUGAGGAAUUUGCUAGAAGAUAUGGCAAUAAUGUUAUACCAAAUCAUUUUAACAUUUUCAGUUAUUAAAAAGAUAUAAUGGAUCAAAACUACUUUGAUACAUGUAUAUGUGCCUUUGUUUACUUUUAUGUUUGGGUGAAAUGACGGGCAGUGACCAUAACUACCUAGAUAACGUUGCUUAUACUCGUAUUCUUAGGUUACGAUUAUAUGCGAGUCCAUCAUUUUGUCUGACUUGUUCUUUUAUUGUUACUUACUAGUCAGUACGUAAAAAGGUACUUUAAAUUGUUCGACCUUGAUUAUUAAUUAUAUGACACUAAAUGGACCAUAUGAUAAACAUUAAAAUGCAUGAAAUAACCACGUGGAAUUUUAUGGACAUUUUAUUGAUGCCGAUAUAUUAAGUAAACAGUAUGUUGAAAACUGGUCAAGCAUAAUUGAUCUAAAUAUUAAACUAUCGUUUGGAGUAAUAUUUCAUGCUGUUUGUUUCCUAAUGGACCAUGAUAUACGUCGCCGUCUUUGUAAACAUAGUGUAACAUAUGAAAUGAUUAUUUGGACUCGUCAUACUCCCUAAAAUGAAUGACAUAUUUUCAUAGCUUUGUUAGCAUGAUAAUUAUUGACUACUUUUUUGUGUUCAAAUCUUUUGAAUGAGUGAUAUGUUUGUGUUUGCAUUUAAUUAACCAGAUCACAUCAUGCUUAAAAAAUUCUCAGUUCGUUUUAUGUUCUAGAUAUUUUCAUUUAAUAAACGCAAUCUCUAACAUUGUUAAUAUGAUUUAUCUUAUACUAUUCUUGGUUUCAACCUUUUAUCAAUAGAAAAUAUUUGGCUUAUUUUACAAAUUUAUGUAAAAUAAACUUAAUCGUAGUGUA
Mercenaria mercenaria is the source of this 2956-nucleotide messenger RNA. RefSeq lists its product as uncharacterized. The coding region runs from base 203 to 1708 and encodes 501 amino acids. NCBI's taxonomy places the organism in Eukaryota, Metazoa, Mollusca, Bivalvia, Venerida, Veneridae. The transcript is spliced from 14 exons. The record is from RefSeq and is a predicted model, not a curated record.